GUCAACUACAACCAUCACGCCCUUAAAUAGAAUGAACAACAUUCUACCUUAACACCCACCACAGGAGCCGCAAUGCCAACACCAAAAGAAUGCCUCAUCGCCACCCACCAACUCCUGCACCUCACCCACCACCGCAACAAAAAUCAGCACCGCCUCUCAAAAUGGUACAAAUGGUUCUCAAUCCUCCGUCGGCAAAUCUCAAAACUCAUUACCGAACUCGAAACCCUCGAGACCGCUGAGGCUUAUUCUUCUAAGAAUAAGAGGGAGGAGAACAAGUACGUGAAGGCCGCGAGGGAGAGAGUCGAGGUUAGAGUUGCGUUUUUGAGGGAGCAGGUGAUUGGGGAUGCUUAUCUGGCGUUCUCGAAUUUGGUGGCGGAUAAUCAGUAUUCGGCUCUUGGGCUCGUGUUACUUGGGUCUUUGGCCAGGGUUAAGAGUGUCCUUGGGCAGUUGGUGAGAGGCGAGAAAGAAGUCAAUAUCGAGGUAGUUGAAGAGGCGAAGGGAGGAGAGUUGCAGGGCUCGAAUGCACGAGACGAUGAUCUCGGAGAACCUGUGAAGAGGGAGCAGAUUCCGGAUUUUGAGGAUUCGUGGCAUGCUGUGGAGGGAGAGGAGGGAGAGGAUCAAGUGGUGGAGAAGGAAGAAGAGGGGGAGGUUGAGGAGGAGCAACCAGCUGUGAAAGGGAUUGAAGAAACCAGGAUGCCGAGACCAAGGAAGAAACGGGGAGCGUCUAGGAUCAACAAAAAGAUUGUGGAGGAGAGAGGGGACAAUGAGCCGGAUGAGGAAGCGCAGAGAAGAGAGAAUGAGGACGAGUGGACCGGAGGAGCACCUCAGAAACUCACCAUGGAGAACCUGUUGAGGUUGGAGGUGGAACAGCCAGGUCCCAGGAUCAACAAUCACAAAAGGGCACCAAAAGCCGUGGUGGGAUCCAACGGACCAAGGAAGAAACGCAAAAAGGGCAAGGGCGAUGCGUUUGAUGAUUUGUUUUCUAGCUUGAUUUGAGCGCUGCAACAUACCCUCUUGCGAUUUCCACUUCCCAACUUUUACUUCCCUCGCAAUGCGAAAUUCUGACUACAGCUCUCACUCGAGUGAGUUUCAAAGAUUCUUGGUCCCCAUCCAAUACAACAGACUCCCAAAGCUUAUGUUAAUCGCCAAAUGCUGACCCAGACUCCACACCAUGCUAUACAAAUAUUUCGGACUGAAGACCGUCCAGAUAAACAGAUGCGUUCUCAACAGCGUACAAGCAGCCAUCACGAAGAACAAACUCCCCGCCACGAACAUCGUCAACAGCGCAAGGUGCGGAAGCAAUAAAUCCUUCCCCCCUUUUCUACGCAGGCGAAGGAGCAUGAGGUUUGUAGCUGAGGCCCAGAAGAUUGGCCCAGCCCAAUUGCUGACGAAGGUUAGGAUCCCGACGGCAAGCACGUU
Molecule: messenger RNA, 1419 nt
Organism: Hyaloscypha bicolor E
Lineage: Eukaryota; Fungi; Ascomycota; Leotiomycetes; Helotiales; Hyaloscyphaceae
Exons: 1
Coding region: 73-996 (307 amino acids)
Biological process (GO): maturation of 5.8S rRNA from tricistronic rRNA transcript (SSU-rRNA, 5.8S rRNA, LSU-rRNA); nuclear-transcribed mRNA catabolic process, RNase MRP-dependent
Cellular component (GO): ribonuclease MRP complex
Molecular function (GO): rRNA primary transcript binding
Source: RefSeq, a predicted model, not a curated record